Messenger RNA from Schistosoma haematobium, 9654 nucleotides. RefSeq lists its product as uncharacterized. Gene Ontology annotation, molecular function: calcium ion binding. The record is from RefSeq and is a predicted model, not a curated record. NCBI's taxonomy places the organism in Eukaryota, Metazoa, Platyhelminthes, Trematoda, Strigeidida, Schistosomatidae. The transcript has 4 exons. Bases 901 to 1476 code for a protein of 191 amino acids.
GUUAUAUUCCUUUAAUACAUGGGUUUUUUUUUAAUCGAAUAUGCAUGUAUUCAAUAUGUAUGUGCGGUCGUUUUCAUUCAUGUUUGUCCCACCAGACUUUUAUUAUUACUAUUAUCAUUAAUAUUAUCAUUGUUACCAUGAUUUCAUUUCGUCAAAUAUUUCCAAACUUUCAAACGUGAAUUCACUUAUAACAAUCAAAUAUUGUUUAGUUGAAUUUCAACACAAUUAUUAUAUCCUAAUUAUUAAAACCUCGAAUUAAUCAUUCAGAUUAUUAUCCUCUCGUAUAUUUACCUAUAUACAAGUAUAACUCUAUCACAUUUAUAUCCAUCUAUAUUGAAUGAAAGUUGGGAAAAACAAAACGAUACCCAGUGAAUUGAUUACAAAUAAGUAUUCUAUUCAUAAAAAACAUAUUGAACUAUUGAAAUACAAAUUCUAUUGAUAACCUACCUAUUUUCAAAACAAACAAACAAACAAAUAAACGAGGCAUAAUUAAAACUAAUCGCUAAAAUAGUUGUUAUUAUUAUUAUUGCCAAUCAUUUAAUUUUUUCAAAAUAUAACACGAACAAAAAAAAAGAAGAAAAACAAAAAGAAAAAAGAGAAAAAAUAAUUAGCGAAAACUUUAUUUCUUCAUUGUAUCUAACUUAUUACUCGCUAGUUACUGAUAAAAGGAGAUUAAACAGAUAGUCUUUUCAACAACAACGACAACGACAACAACAACAAAAUAUACUAUUUACAAAGUACAUUUAUUUCAUUAUACAUUAUAAAUACUGGUGUUCUACUGAUUAAUCAAUAUCAUUCUUUUGGAUAAUAAGAAAGAUUUCCCAAAAUUCUAUUUUCCAUUUUUGAUUAAAUGCAAUUGAUAACAUAAAAAGAAAAAAAAUAGAAAAAAAGAAAGAAAAAAUGGGCAACAUUUUAGGAUCAAGAAAAAAAUUACCAAAAGAAGAUUUAGAAUUUUUAAGAACGAAUACAAAUUUUACAAAAAAACAAAUUAAACAAUGGUAUCGUGGAUUUAUAAGAGAUUGUCCUUCUGGUCAAUUAAGUAAAAAGAAAUUUAUUGAAGUCUAUUCUGGAUUUUUCCCUGAUGGUGAUGCUGAAGAAUUUUGUACACAUGUAUUUCGAACAUUCGAUAAAGAUAAUUCUGGAAAAAUUGAUUUUAAAGAAUUUCUAUUAGCAAUUAAUAUUACAUCAGGUGGUAAACCAGAAGAGAAACUUGAAUGGGCAUUUCAAAUGUAUGAUAUUAAUGGUAAUGGAACUAUUGAAAAGCAUGAAAUGGUUGAAAUUAUCAAAGCAAUUUACAGUAUGCUAGGUGCUGAUGAAUCAACUGUUGAUUUAAGUCCUGAAGCGCGUACAGAUGAAAUAUUUGAAAAAAUGGAUAGUAACUCUGAUGGAGUUUUAACAAGAGAAGAAUUUAUGGAUGGUUGUAUGGCAGAUAAACAACUUUAUUCUAUGUUACUCGCUGAUGAACCAGCUGAAUAGUUAAUAAUAAAUAAAUAAAAAAGCAAACUACACAAAAUGUCAAAAUGAAUCAAUCCAUUUUGUAUCCUUAACUACUAUUAUUGGAAAUCUUGUCAUGUUUUGCUUCUUUUUUAAAAACAAAUUUGUAAUUGUGCAUAUCUGUGUAUCUGUAUUGUUCGUAGAGAUAAAAAAAACCAACUUACAACUAAAACAUUAAUCAUUUUGAAGAAGAAAAAAAAACAACAGGAAACUAAACAAACAAUUAAUUGUAUUCGUAAAACAAAUCAACUAAUCAUGAAUGGGAAUGGUCAUUUCUCAAAUUGAUUUUCUUCUCAUUUUGGCAACAGUAUACAUCUUUUGUUCGUUAUUUUUUUCUGUUUUUUUAAAAAGACUCCUGUAUUCUCUAUCGACUGCUAACUUAUUAUACAUAAUUGAAAAAAUUGUAAAACACUACAUCCACCCCCUUUUUAUACGUAUAUAUAUAUAUAUAUAUAUACGUACUAUCAUCAAUAUCACUCACUUAAACCCAUUAUCACACUAUAAUAAUAUAUGGAAAUAUCCCUCAACUAGUACUUGAAAAAAGAAAUAUGAGAAAGGGGGUAAUACCAGUCUCUUUUUUUUCGUGAAAACAAAGAAACGUUUAAUUCUUGUUUCAGAAUAGAAAAAACAAAACAAAUGAAUGAUUGAUUGUUCUAUUAGUAGUAAUAGUAGUAGUAAUAAUAGUAGUAUAUGGUUUGUUUGUUUGUUAUUUUACUUUUGUAAAAAGAAUUCAAAAUGUUUCUAAAAAGUGCAUUGUAUAUUGUGAAAUAAUCAUACAUCUAUAUAAUAAUUAGUUUAUAAUACAAUCAACAGUAUAUUAAUUGUCAUAAAGAUUUUUCUAGUUACUUUUUAAAGUCUUAAUAAUAUAAACUACUAUUAUUAUUAUUAUUAUUAUUACUACUGUUAUGAAUUAAUAUCAGCAUUGUUUCGCUAUAACGCUUAUCAUUCAUGAGUAUAUCUUGUAACGAUCAUUAUUUAUUUAUUUCUAUAUAAAUAUAUUAGAUAAAUGCAAGUUUUGUGUACUAUGUAUGCCUCAAUGAUCAAUAAUAAUAAUAAUGAUAAUGAUUGAACCAUUGCUUUUCAAAAUUUGAUUCAGUAUCCAAGGUAUUUGUUGAUCUCUUUUCUUUAAUCUAAGAAUAUUAUUAUUAUUAUAUUAGGAGGAAGUUUUUUUUUGUUUGUUUCUAUAUUUGUAUGCAUAUAAUGAAAAUAUUUUAGGCCACAGAUACUAUUUAUAAAGUAAAUAGUUUGAAAAUGAAAAUAUCAAACAAACAAAAAAAAUAGAAAAAAAACCAAUUUAUUGAUUUUUUUUUGCUGUUUUGUUCAUCAUUUGUAAUAAAUUUCUUUCUUUCAUUUAAUAAAUUCGCUUAAAUCUGAUCGUAUCAAUCGAUAAUGAUUGCUGGAGAGGGGGGGGAGUUGAAUUUUCUUCUUCUUUUUUUUCUCUUUUUCUUAAUUUAAUGUUUAUAAAAUUCUUAAUAAUUUCCCCUUUAUUUAUUGAUUCAUUUAGAUGGUUACUCUUUAAUUAUGAUCGAAGACUUAAGCAUUUUUCAUACUUAAUAUUAAUAUAAAUAACCAUUGAUACUACUUCUACUACUGAUAUCUAUCUAUCUAUCUGUAUAUAUAUAUAUGUAUGUGUGUCUGUUUUGUUUCUUAGUCAUGAAUACAAUGAAUAUUGUUCAUUUGUUCUCCAUGUAUUUUUACCAUCUAUUAAACUUAUAUUCCAUAUUUUAUUUUCACUUUGUUUUUCUUUAUACACUUGGAGCCUUGUCUUCUAUUGUUCACUUAAUUAACUUAUGCAUUGUUUUAUUCCUUUUUUAUAGAAAGAGAAUCUAUAUUUGAAAGAAAAACAACAACAAUAAUAGCAACACCAAAUAAUGUUUUUUCUUGUUGUGUAAUUUCAUGUUUUGUUUAAAUAUAAUAAAUGAUAAGUAUAUAUAUAUAUAUAUAUAUAUAUAUAUAUAUACAUAUAGUUCAUUGAUGUGAUGAAUUAUUGUUCUAUGCAUUGUUUUCUGUAUACACAUACCUACAUAUAUAUAUAUAGAUAUACAUAGCAACAUAUAUACAUAUAUGUAUAUGCCGAUAUUGCUUUAUUACGUGAGUUAUAUGCGUUAUACAUAUAUAUAUAUAUACUGAUAUUGUUGCAUUACGUAAUUGAACGAUAUUCAUGCAUACUUGUAUAAUUUUUACUAACCUAUUAUAUAAAGAGAUGAAUUUUAGUUGUCAUGACAGAAAUGAUAAAUUUCUUUAAAAUAAGACAAUAGUUAUGUUGGUUAGUAUUACAUUAAUGUAUUACUAUUACUGUUAUUAUCUUACGUAUAUUGACAUUGAGUACAUGGGUGUAAUAGUUAUUUCUUUUUCCCGCCUCUUCUAUUUCUUCUUCACUUAUGUUCAUCUUAAAAAUAUUUAUGUUUACUGUCGCCAUAAGUAGAAUUCUUAUUCAGAACUAUCCAUUUUUAUCAUUAUUUUAUAAGGAUUUUAAAUGAUUCUCGAUCGUUAAUUACUAUCACUCACACUACUACUACUACUUCUACUACUAGUACUACUACUAUUACACUGCUUCUAUUAUUAUUAUUAUUAUUAUUAUUAUUAUUAGCAUUAGCAUUAUUAUUUCCACACAACCUUUUCAUUCCUUUCCUUUUCAUUGACAUUUUUUUCUUAACCAUUCUUGUCUUCAUUUUAUCUUACAAGUUAAAUAUUAUUAUUUGUUCAUUUUAUUAUUCAUAUUACAUAAUAAUUCUCUCAUUUCAAACUCACCUCUACUUAUACCGUCUAUAGUGUGAAUGAUAAUAUAUAGUACAUGUGAAUAUGCAUGACUGAAAAUGUAUGUAAACAUUUGCAUCUCUAUAGGUUCUAUGAACAAUAAUAAGAAUAAUAUCAUCAUUACAAAUAUUCUUCUUUCAUUGAAUCUUAAUUCAUUUCACUGAUCAUUGAAAAAUCAAUAAAAUAGAAUACAAUGAACCAUAGAUCAAAAUGAGAAGUUUAUUUCGGUAAAUAAAAAUAAACACCGUAAACACGUUAAUAAACUAUAUUAUAUAUUAUUUCAUUGAUUUAUUUCUCAUAUAUAUAUUCAGUUGUUAUAAAAUACAACAUUAUGUAUUGAAUAUUUGAUGAAGUUUUGUUCUUUGAGUUGAAUGGUUUGGAUCGCGGGACUUUUAUUAUUCUUCUGAAUGAUAUCAUCAGUAGACGUUUCAGGUUGAAGUGAAAUGUUUCACCUUGAUCAAGGUCUAUAGAACAAGUUGUGUGUGUUAUAUGUGAAUUGAAUUUGAACACUCCAUUUCUACUUGAAAUUUGUUGUACUGAUGAUAUUGUUCAAAAGAAUGAUGAAAGAUCCAUGAUUAAAUUAUCCAACGCAGAGAAUAAAACUCCACCAUUUUAUGUAUUAAAUGUUAAGUGAAUUCAUUUUGAAACUGUCUCAAAAUCAUUUGUAACUAUGGAAUGUUGUAGAGAUUAAUGAAUUGUGUAGUUUACGUUCCAUGAUUAAUUUUAGUUAGAUAAUCACUAGAAGCCAAGAAGUAAAAUGGAGUUGUUUCGCCAUAGCAUUGUACGUCAUAAAUGUAUAUCUACGACCACACCUAGGGUUGUAUCCAGGAUAUUUAAACCUCACAGUGACCUUUAAAUUAAUGAUGGCAAAACAAUAUUUUGAAAUGAUUGGAGAUUGAUUGUAUAAACAUAUUAAUGCCAGUCCAGUUAAGUGUAGACCUCGAGAACUGAAAUUCCUAGGUUCAAUCUUUUAAGGAAUAAUGGAUGUGCCCUCCUCAGAAACCUUACACUAGGAUGAAAUAGCUGUCAAAUACUUUCUCGUUUUCCAUAAUUAUAUAUGAUCAGCUAGUAAUAUAAACUAUGAAAUUAUCAUCACCACCGUGGUACUUGAAAGUGUUGUUUUCAAUCUAACGUGAAGACGUGUGAGUGUAGUGUCAAAGAGGAUAAUACGGAUAUUUCCAAAAUUUGCUGAAUUUACUUUUUGUGAAAGAAGUUUGAAUAUUUAUUGGAAAAACUACGUCAAUAAUAAUCUCGAGAUAAAACAGUCGAAGAGAGUAAGCGAGGAAUCCUGAACUUGAAUUUCGUUUUAGUUAACACUUAUCAGUAAGGUACAUCUGUAAACUUUAGGGGAUAGUUGCUUCCACUAGGACUAAAAGUUCAAUGCGAUAACACUUAACACUUUGAAGCUGCGUGACACAUGUUCGAAUCCUAGAGAAAGUAUCUACUGCUUUAAAAUCUCAUAUACGUCUUGCUGACGAAUGCUAACUAGCAUGAAAUCUAGACUGAGCAGGGUUUAUUGUAGACAACGUCCAAUCGCUUGACAUUAUAUCAAUCCAAAGUUUGAUAUGAUGAUUUGCUAAACAAACAAUUAUUGAUUUUGUAAUUGAUGAGCUGAAAGAUGAAUACAUCAGGUAAUGAGCUAUUAUUUCAUUCCUAAAUCGUAAAUUUAAAACUUUUGACUUAAAAUUCCUGGAGUUAGGAAUUGUUAUCCAUUUCAUAAACUAUUUUGAAUUUUAGGCAAAGAUGAAUAGUGGUUGGCAGUGGAAUUCAGGAUGCGUGUUUCGUCCUAUUUGGGAUUCUGGGAUGCAGGUACAUUCAGCUGAUUAGUCCCAAAUAGGAAACGCUGGUCCUCCAUUCCACUGCUAGUCACUAUCGAUCUUUGCUUAUAAAGCUUGUGAAUUCAGGUAAUAUCGAGGUAAUCCGCACAGUAUGCACAUAUACCAAUGAGAGACUGAUCAAUUGCAGUCCUAAAUAACAAUGGGAAGAUACAAGUAAAAAAACACCAAGUGCAUUUUAAAUUUUAAUUGAAAUUAAUUUGACAUAUGGUAUUAUUAUCAGUAUAAGGGCGUGGAGAUCGUUGAGUUUGAUUAAGAUCAUGAAUCGAUCAAUGCUUGAUCACCAUUGAAAACCUGGAAGGACUGGAUAACCAUUUCGUCCUAGUAUGGGACUCCUCAACAAUAUGCAUUGUUUAAAUGUCGAAUUCAAUAAACGAGCUUCACAACGCAUCAAAGAAAGAUUAAUUGAUAAAAUUCCCCAGAAAAAAAACUAGGAAUAAAUAUGUAACAUUUGAUCGUGUUAAAUAUUGUCGUUUCUGUUUUAUGAUUAUAUUUAGUUUUCAAGGGAGUUAACAUAGCAAAACUUGUUGUAAUAAAAAAAAAUGAACAGUAAUUCACUAUUUUUGUACAAAUUCCUUUCCAAUAUGCGCUGGUAUAACGAACGCACUAUUAAUUGGUUUUUCAAUGUAUAAAUAAACUAUAAAUUUACACUGAUAUAUAUGAUGUACGACAAUAAAAUAAUAUUAGUCGAGUAGUGAUGUUACUUAAUAAUGUUAUGAUUUUACAUUGACACCAUUGAACACCGCCUCAAUCGUCUAGAGGUUGAGCGAUCACGCGCGAGAUCAAAGGUCCUGGGUUCGAGUCCCGCAUGCGGAACCGUGAAUAUUCGCCGCUGAGGAGUCCCACACAAGGACGAAACGACCGUCUAGUGCUUCAAGGUUUUCCAUGGUGGUCUAGCUUUAAUUGACUCAUAAUUUCAACUACUGAAAUUUCUAAAAAAAAUCUCCACAAAACCCCCUCCAAUAAUAAUCAUCUGCUCAUUAGUGACUGACUUCAAGAGCCAUUUUCUGGAGUUCUAGUGAGAAGUCGUUACCAGUGAAGUUCAACCAGGUCUGUAGUGAGAUAUCAACUCACAGAAGACAAUGGUGUACGGUGGCGCAAUUCCGUGGAUUGAUCGAGGUUAGACAUUAACACCGUUGGAUGCCAUCCGGCUCAGUGGUCUAGAGGUUAAGCGUUCGAGCGCGAGACUCAUAGGUUCUGGGUUGGAAUCUCCUGAGGGACGGGAUCGUGGAUGUGCACUGCUGAGGAGUCCCAUACUAGGACGAAAUGGCCAUCCAAUGCUUCCACGUUUUCCAUGGUGAUUUAGUUUCAAUUGAUUCAUGAUUUCAACUAUUGAAAUUUCUAAAAAAAUUCUCCACAAAACCCUUCUAAGAAUAAUUAUUUGUAAACAAUUGGAAAUUCAAUUUUAUAACAGUUGCUUAAGAAUUAAUAGACGUUUAUUAAAACAAUGUAAAAAUUCAAAAAGGGGAAGAAAAUUAAGAAAUGUUUUACAAUUGAAUAACGUGAUACAAAGUCUAUAUGUAACUCACUCUCGUUUUGAUGGUUAUUGUAGACUGAGAGAGGUUGAACGAGCUUUUGUUUAGCGAAACGAUUAAGUUGAUGAAUGCAGAUUCCAACAGAUUCAACGGUAAGCAAAAGACUCACCCGUAAACCAUGAAUUAAAUUUCAUCGAAUACAAUGUAUAACAUUGAAAGCUUUAUUCAAGUCAAAUUGAUGUCCAGUAUUCACCAAGUGAACGAGAAUAAAACUCUUAACAAUAACCAAUAAGUUUUAAAUGAUUUAACAUCAUCUGUAAAUGGAGUCAUUUAAGCCUGUAUUUUGUCAAUCUAUAUGUGUGAUUUUGAAGUCUGUAUUUUCCAUUGCUUAGGCACUAAUAAUAAAUUGGAUGGGAAAAAAAAUCUGAAAUUAAAUACAUUUGAUUGAUCGAUUUGAAGCUGUCUUGUUGUUAGCUAAAUUGUAAAAGACUGAGUUUAUAAAGCGUUAGUAAGAGUGAUUCUAUCCUUUGCUUGUGUGACCUACUCUGCUUUGAGUUGAGGAUGUUCAGCGAUUGUAUGUACUCUGUUAUCGUAGUUUUCAACAUACCACUUAUGUUCGAUGGCAAUAUUAUCGUUCAGGACUUUGUGUUCAGUUCAACUUGUGUCAUCGAUUUCACUGUCUUAGUCAUGUUUUAUAAAUACCAUCUUACUAACUUCUACAUCAUGUAUAAAACUGUGGUAAAAAAAGAUAGAUGUAUGGGACAAGAGUCUGUCCAUCUGUUACGGUUCCUCGACUGGAACCCUAGAAGUUUUGUUACUUAUUGACUUGAGAAGUUACUAGACAUGUCUCAAUAGAAAUCAGCACCGAUCCUGUCGCAGGUUUCAAUUAAUUUCAUUACAGUAGUGAGAUGGACUUUUUUAACAAAACGAAGUUUUUAUUGAUUUUAAUGUUUAACUGAACUGCAUCUUCUAACUGUGUAUUGAUUUCUUUCAUUUAUUGUACUGUUUUUGUUCGCUUCAUUUCCUUUCAAUAUAAUCGACUCGUUUGUGUGAUGCAUUGUGUUUUGAUAUUCCAUUGUACCAGAACAAAUGUGUUUUAUGCAAAUCAAUAAAUAGUUUAGCUUUUAUAGUCUUUUCCAUUAACAUAUUAUUUACAUCUUUUAUGAAUGAUUUAUAAUAUUUAUUAAAUUUAUCGGUAACGUCACAGAUUGAAUCCGUUAAGGCGGCCUACUUGAAUAUCUGGGUCACCUAUUCCUGCCAUUUAGAUACUUCAACAUAUUAACUGUUUUUGUUCGUUUUAACACGUCAUUAUAUCUGUUAAUCGCAUAACCUAUUCAGGUGCAUUUAUGAAAAGUUUAUGACCUUUCGCUAUACAAGUUACAAAAAAGUACAAUCAGAGACAUCGGUGAUGGCUGGCAAUAUGUAUUGAAAAGAAUGAGCGUUAUUCAGAUAUCGAUUCUCGAACUGUUAACAUCUAACUGGCGAUCACUCGGUAUUUAUCAUCAGGAUCGAUCAAGAAAUAAGGGAAGGAAACAUGUUGAAAUAAUUUCUGAUGAAAACUCUAUAUUGGACCAAAAUUACAAUACGGAAUAAAGUCAUUAAUAAUAAUAAUAAAUAUAGUUAGGUUUUAGGUGUAAUCUUCGACUACUUGAGUAGAUAUAUGUGUCCACUGAAGAUAAAUUUCAACGUAUAGCAAAACAACAAUAGACUCUCUUCUGGUUCUCAGUAAGUGUAAAAUUAGUAUCAAUUCGUAAUGCAAAAUAUUCCUAAUCUACUGGCAGUGUAGCGAACAGAACACGGAUGGGGACAAACGAACGUCCUUAUCACACAAUUGCAGAAUUACUUGGUAAAAGAGGAAAAGCGUAUAGCAAACCGUUAAUUUGCAAAAUAUCAAUCCAUCAUAUCAAACCGGACUGUUCCUGUUGCAAACAUCAAUCCAAUGUCUCACAUUUCAUUGUUCAUGCGUUUUCUUACAAAUUGCAUCGUGUUUUCGAUCUUCCUUUUCUUGAUCUUCCCCCAUCUUCUGCUGCCAGACAUUACGUUUUUAACUUGCGUCAUACACUACUUGCAUCGAUAUAAGUAGCACUCACCAC